AUGGGUAACCACGGUGGAUUCGAUCUUGACGGUAUGUCGUCGUUAACAAAAUGCAUUGUUUCUUCUCCUCCAUAUAUGGAAAAUGGUUUCCUUAUAUAUAACGAUAACUCGACAAAACCGGCUUCCGAGUUAAAAACGAAGGCAAACAGAACAGACGAGUAAACGUGGUGGAAGCAAACUGAAGGGACAAGAAAUAAAUUUACAUCGUAAGGGGCAGUAACACAGCCGGAGCAGGAACAGCAGCAGGUGGCGCGUUGAAAAUGUACGCAGGCAAAACCACGACCGGCAGAAGAGGUUGUUCAUCGGCAACGAUUAGGAAUAGCAGGGAAAACAAUCCUUCCGCCCUUGCAGCCAAACUAGACAAAUUUCGUUGGACACGUGUGUUUUACUUAUAUACACACACACGCCUGAAAUAGAGCUCUCGCUUAGUCAAAAUUAAGACCAGUAUUACGCGAACGAGCACUGGGGAUGACUCACAUUUUCUCAGAUGGAGGUUUUAUAAUUCACUGACUAUUCCCUGACCGACUUAAGUUUCUUUUUUCCAACCUCCUAAAUUCAUUAUGUUAAUAACACCCGAUUUCCAGUCAAUUGUCUUAAAAACAGGUAUGGCAUUGUUUACAAUUAAAUUCGUACUUGCUUGGGCUUACAUGUAACACCAGCUGGUUUAUCACGCGGAUAGGUGGGUAUAGAAUCGCCGGUCGCACGAGCUUGGUUUGGUUCUCAAUGUUUUGAUGAUUCUAAGGUGUCUUUGGUAAAAUAUUUUUGUCCUUUACAACCUCGAAAUGUGGUGCUUAACAAGGUCAACACUUUGAUUUACGGCGCAAAAAACUGUUAGAUCAUGAGUAAGUAAGUCUGAAGAGAAACACUAGUACUUUAACAGCACGUGGGAAGUCACCCGUAUAACGGACACGACGCACGACGUACGUGAGGCAAUUGAAGCUCUCGAUAGCGCCUCGCAAGUCACGUGUUUUAGUCUGGUCUCUAGAGAUUUUUAGAAUCUUGUUUACUGCAACGACAAACGCUAAUUUGUAUAAUGUGACUACGUUUUACCUUUGUUUGUCGUUUACUGUUCAUGAACCACACAAAUAACUUUUUUUGCGCAGUUUUUAUUCCUAAUUUGUGAAAUAUUGUGAACCUGCAUCUCAAGGUUGCACAGUUUGACAUGAUGUACACUGAUUUACACACGGAUGAAUGAGUUCUAUGUGUCCCACGAAAUCACAGUCCACACCUAUUUAUAGAGGGAUGGAAAUUGAACAAAAAAAAAACAUAAAAAAAUCACGUUUUCCUCAGUGGCUAGGUUCUGUCGCAAUCAUACAAAGGCGUGAUUAUUAUUAUCAUUAUUUUAUUUUUUUUAUUAUUAUUGGUUGGGAGGGGGGCUGUGUUUGUGUUUGUGUAUUUUUCUUUAUUGAUGAAUUGAUAAAGGGAUCUCUCCAAAAUGUUUGUUUUUGUAUUUAACACAACACUUUUUACACGUGAGUGAGAAACCUUAUUUUCACGAGAGCGUUUAUAAGCGAAUUCGAUUUAUAGUUCCCGCCGAGUAUUCUCCUGAACUAAAGUACAUAUUUAUAACGUAUUUUAUUAAGGUCGGCUUUACAGAGAACGCUGACAAAAAGGUCAGCAUCGACAAUAUCAGAAUAGAAUAUAAAUAAUGAGGAAAGAUCAGAAAUAUCCAGAGGGCACCCAACGACGCUUCCUCCUGAAUACACUGAAAACACUUCUAAGGCUAUCCAUAGUACUUUUAGAUCUCUAGAAGUACAUUUUAGCGGCGCUAUAAAAUUUGUAUCUGUUCGGUCAUGCUGGGGGAACUUGAGUCUUCUCGAAAUGACAAGGGCUUCAGGUUUAUUUUCCCGAAAAUUUUAGACGCAAUUCAACUUAUUACAAAAGUGAGAAUUUUUCUGAUUUCUCUCUCCAUCACAUUUUUGAGUCUGAAAGUUUUAGGUUUCCUUUUUCAACAAAAAAAAAAAUGGCCUAACCAGGGGAGUGAACUGUGAAAAAUUAAACUUUAGAAGAUCGUAGGGAAUAUAUUAUUCUUGGGAACGGUCAUCUAGAAAUUUUAAGCCGUCACUUGGGAUCACCAGAUAGCAAAGGCUAAUUUGAGGCGGGUUGAAAGCAAUUAUUAUAAAAUGCAUUUAGACACACAGCAUCGCUUAGAAAGUUUGCCUUGAUGAUAGGCGCUUUCUCAUUUCACUAGACUAGAUAAUUAAUUAAGAAGACAAUCAAGUAUGGAUAUCGUAAUUAAAGGCGCUACGAAAUCAUGUUUAGUGUUAGAGAAUUUGACUUAGUGACACUUGUAGACAAGUUAUAUUUCCAAAGAAGAGACAGCAAAUCAGUUUAGGGAGGGUAAAUCUUAUACAGUGGUACCCUCGGGUGGUACCUUUGUUUGCCUGGUGUAAAGUUGAAACUACUUGUUUACAACUGACCGAAAAAAUAAAAUAAAAAACUUCGACAUAAAUAACCCAAUCUUAAGUGAUCUGUAGAAAUAAAUUAAGACAAAGUAUUCCUUGUAGUCUAUGAAAAUGAAAUAGCCAUGAAAAUGUAUGGUUCCAGGUUUUGAUGGUCUGACCGUACAGAUUUUCAUUUAACACACAGCAGGGGCGGAUCUAGGGGGAGGGAGCAGGGGGUGCGCACCCCUUCCCCCUGAGAUGACCUGCGGUUUUCUAGUAUAACUGGUAUUCUCCAAAAAAAAAAAAACUACGUGGUUUAUUGGUAUUGAAGUAGAGCAAGACACGAGUGCACCCCCUCCUAAAAAAAAUCCAGGAUCCGCCCCUGCACAGUCGUAUAAAACUUCAUUCUAAUUGUUCCUUUGACGUCUAUACUGGUUAUGUUACUGUUAUCUCACUGAAAUAUUCAUACUGUUUUUGUUUUGAAACCCUCAAUAUCUUAUUUAGACAUAUUUUCUAGUUCAUAAAAGUGCCGGCCACUGUAACAGUUCACAAACAAAAACGAAAAGGGUAUGGAAACCCUCAACAACUGCACGAUUAAUGAAAUUCAUGAAUUGGCGCCACAAAAGCACACUCACUUCUAUGUAAAAAAAAAAGAUUUGAUGAGGUAAUGCCGGGCUUUACAGUAUAGUAUCCCUAUAGUAAGCGGGCAAGAAAAGUAUUUUCGAAUACACUGUUUAUACUGCAGUUGGUAUUUCAAAACAAUUGCAAAAACCAGCUGGAGCAUGACGCGAUUUUGUAAUGUUUACAUUAACAUUUAUGCUUUAAAACUGUGCGAAAACGUGAGGUUGAUCAAACGAGCCCUUCGGCUGGACUGAAGAUACCAAGCAGUUUCCUAGCGUGUGCCAGUAAUUGAUUCUCGAUAAACUUUUAACCGAUAUCUAGCACAUUCAAAAGGUAAGAUGAAAAAGAACUAUGGAAAUAUUUGUCUGUAUCUUCAUAACUUUCAAAUAGACCAAUUUCUAGUCUCAAAGAAACUGGCCGAUCAGUCUAUGACAGUAUUGGAAAUAUCGACAGAGGGCAUUUCUUAAUCAUAAAUUGAAUACGUUAUCAAUGAUUACCCUUAACUAUUUUCUUCAACUUAUGACCUACUUUCAAUUCAGUAAUGGUAUUACUGAAACACCUCAAAAUUAACCACUUUUUCAUUGUUUUCUUGUUUAGUAAUGGAACCUUUUAUAGACGACCAAGCAAAAAAUCCGCGCAAACGGCAGAUGUCAAAAGAAAAGCGCCUCCUUGCGAAUCGCCAUGAGAGAGAGCGGGUGCGAAAAAUGAACGACGCCUACGAAGAAUUACGAAGCACGAUUCCGAACUACGAAGAAACCCGAGUUAAAACGAAACUAGAGCUAUUGCAAAUAGCUACAAACUACAUCCAAACUCUAAAAGAGCAUCUUCAAAGCAUCAUUAACAGCGGCUACAACUCUAGAUCUUCGAUAAAUCAACUGAUCUACCCGCCGAGCCUUGGAAUGGAAUCUAAUGGAACCUCUAAACCGGGGCAUCGGAAUUCAGAGUAUCCCUAUCCACCUUUGUUUCCAGUUCCCCCUGUUCCAACGUCCCAACUCAGCCUACGUCAAUUCGGAAUUCACAAAUCAAGCUCCAACAGACCACAUUUUCCAAGAUCGAUGACGAGCCCCAUGGUGGAAAGUCAUGAAAACUCAACGCAUGAUUUCUGUGGCCUAUUUUCCAGUAGUCUCAACGAUUUGCAUCUCGAUGAAGAUUUUCUUUACCAUUUACAGGUAGUUAUAACUAGUUGAGUGAGAUAAAGAACAAUUGAACAAAUACCCAUUCGUUUAGUCUGAUCUGUAGCUGUUGGCAUAAAAGAGUUUAGGGACCCUAUGAUAUUCCACUAAAGCAAGGAAGCUGGGACGGAUUUAUCUCUCCCUUAACUGAAAAAACUGACUGAAAACAGGUAGCGGAGUAACGGUCGUGAAGCGUCUAUUUUCCACGUCAGGGUUGUGUUUUGUUUUUGUGACAUUUGAUGGAAGACAGAACUUUGCACUCUUAUAUAUUACUGAUAUCAAAAAUAGCUGACGUCAGAGAGUGAUACGUGGAGUGGCGCGGUCCGUGAUAAGUAAUUGGAAUGUAUGAUAAUAAUAAUAAUGAUAAUAAUACUAAUAAUUAAGUAAUACUACUACAAUUAAUAAUAAUAUUAAUAAUAAUAAUAAAUGAGUUUAUUAACAGGGAAUCCAUGAUAAUAAAUGAUAAUAGUAAUACUACAUACCACUACAAGUGACAAAAAUGAUAAUCGUAAGUAGGUUGAGUAUGACCGUCCACAAUUUACAGGCGAAACAUUAAAUCGACCGAGACGGGGAUAUGUAUUACGUAUUCUACAGACUACUAUCAACGACUCACUUUUGAAAGUUGGUUUACUAACUUAGAACAAACGCCAGUGGAUCGUAGUCAAAUUACCGGCACCGAACAAAACGACUUAUUGACGGAAUCAAGCAAAACUAACUACCAGAGAAGGACUGGACAACUGACAAUUUGUCUAAAAUUAAACGACUGUUUAACUGCGACAAUAGACGGAUCGAAACGUGGCAGUGACAUUACGAAUCUACAUAGCCUAUAACAUCGCGACUUAAUUGACCAAUCAGGUCAAUGUCCAGGGUUUAAUACCAUUAACUGACGUGAUACAAUUCACUUUGACUCUGAUGACUACCUCACAAGUUGUCGAAACGUCAGUCACUGUCAACAACAAAAGUCCUAUUCAGGUCUACGUUCACCUACACGAUCAUACUCAACUUACUUACGAAAUGACUCCCGGAUUCAAACGUUUCACAGCUUCACAAAACUGAUAAUGAUGAUGAUAUCUAAUGAUGUCUAAUGUGCAUAAAAAUAAGAGAGAUUUAUUUACUAAGGCAAAUUUCAGAAACAUUCACUUAUCGAACUCUAUACUCACCUUUUCUUAAGAUUUAAGACAGUGUUUGAAGUUGUCCCGUUAAAAACAUUUAUCUUGUCUUUCUCCAAAUAGAUUGCAUCAUCCAGCCUGUACCACGGAGAUAACUGAAACUGAGAGGAGAUCCUCCCCUGGAGAAGCUAGUCUUUAUAAUAACCAAGAAAGAAUAAUUAUAAUACUCUCUCUUGUAAUAACGUAAUGUAUAGUUUAAAAUUUAAACAGUGUGAAUUUCCAAGCCUGAUAGAUUUCAACUUUUAACUUUUUUCGUAAACAUAGUUCUAUCAGUAAAAUAGUUCCAAGUUAGUUCUUGCACAGUGAUCCUUUAUUUUGUUUCGGUGGCUUAAAUUAUAUAAUGGUUUAGAAAAUGACCGAAAAAUCGUAAGGACUAACUCUAUUUCGGGGAGGUGUCGUCUUUUGAUUGUUCGACUGCAUACAUAUAUAUUUUACAAUUAUUUACCGAAGGCGAAGUUCAUGAACUGAGCCUGACGUGAGUAAUAUUUUUACGCACGAAGUGAUCUCAACAGAAUCAGAAAAGUAACAUAUAAGUAGCAUAGUUGUGAUGUUUUACUCCGGUUUUUUGGGUGGAAUCUCAUUAACUUGCGGUAGAAUACAUUAACGCCGGUGACGUCGUUGUCUUUAGUCUUUAUCUCAUAAAGUAAAAUGCGUAGGAAUGUCAUUAAGAUAGGGUCAUGUGCUAGUUCUAGUUGGUUUAACCGGUUUCAAAGGUUUUUAGUUAUUCUUAGGUCGCUAAAUGUCUUGGUUUUCUGUUGGUUGAUUAGAAAAUAUGAAACUUUUUUAUUGGUUAAUUCAUGGUGUCUGAGGAAUAAAGUCAAAAUCGCAUGUGCCUUAAAUUACUGAGCCGUAACGUAAUUAGUUAUAUUUUUUCCUCUGUCAUUGUCCUAGUUGCGGUUUACUGAUUCUUGGCGGGCAAAUCUUGCAUAUUAAUGAGGGCAAAGGCAAACUAGCUCUUUUUAGCACGGAGGAUAAUGUUUUACUCACCCUACACCCCUCCUACUCCUCCACAAUUAAUUUAUUUUUCCUUUUCUAAUUUUCCUUUUUAUUUUUAUUUUCCCUCCACCACAUCUAUAAUUAUUUAUAGUGAUAUAAAUCGUAAAAAGUGAAAAUUUUAUACCACCACCACAUUUCUAUUGUUUUCCCUCCUUGCCCUUAUUUUUAUUGUUUUCACUUAAGUCCAUUAUUUCGUAGCGCCUUUAGUUUCGAUAUCUAUACUUGAUUGUUUCAUUAAUUUAUUAUCUAGCCUAGCGCAAUAAGAAAACGCUUUUUUAUCAAAGCAAACUUUCUAACCAAUGCUGCGUCUAAAUAUAUUUUAUGAUAAUUGUUUUCAACCACCAAAAUUAGCCUUUGCUAUCUGGGUGAUCCCAACUCACUAAUCAUUAAUAUGGACAUUCCUGAUCUUUCCUCAUUAUUUAUAUUCUAUUCUGAUAUUGUCGAUUUUGAUUUUUUUUUGUCGGUAUUCUCUGUAAAGCCAAGCUGAGUUGAGCAAAUUAUAAAUCUGCGCUUCAGUUCAAGGGAAUACUUGGCGGGAACUAUAAAUUGAAUUCGUUUAAACUCGCUGAUUUCUUGCAAAGGAUACGUUUUUACUUCUCACUCACGUGUAAAAUUAAAUGCUGUUUUACUAUUCAAAAGAAAACAUUUUGGAGAGAUCCCUUCAUCAAUUCAUCAACAAAGACAAAUAUACAAAUGGUUAAAACAUCCCCCGCUCCCCGCCAAAAAAAUAACAUAAUAAUCAUAAUAAUCACGCCUGUGUAGGAUUACGACAGAAUCUAGCCACUGUCGAAAACGUGUGAGGCAAUACGAAAGUUUUCUAACUUCAUAAUCGUCAAUUUCGUCAAUUUUUGUUUUUGUUACUUACUGGUGCCAAAAAAUCAAUGCUUUGCAGGGAGGAAAAGAAAUUUUUCCGUUUUUGGGUUUUUUUUUUUGGUGCAAUUUCCAUCCCCUUAUAAACACAGGUAACCCAGGCUCUGUGAUAGUACCACAGUACGGUUCCAGUAAAAUUACAGUGUUUGUAUGGGGUAAAAAUAUCAUCCUAAAAUUUCUAGGAAAUACUAAAUAAAGAUCAAUGAAACUUACUCUGCAGUUAAUUGUUGUUGUCCUUAUUGCUCCAACGAAGUUUCGUGAUAAUUUGCAGUAAUUUGUUCAAAUUCACUCUAUCUACAAUAAUAAUAUACAAGGUAGGAAACACGAGGUGCCAUUUUCGACGACAUGCUCUCAUUCAACACAACUUUUUCCACGAAAUUCGAACUCCAACGGAAAAUAAACAUGCCAGGAUCGUAGAAAUAGGAUAGCAACAGAUAUGGAAACCAAUGAAGCUUUCCCAGAUAGAGAAACGAAUCCCACAGACUUGGAGAAACUCGAAGAAUAUAAUCCAAACACACCGAGAAUACGCUCGCCGAAGCAGCCGGGCCAGAUCAACGCGCGGCCAAGAAAAUGAAGCCUGGGCACUGUACAAAAAAAUUCCCUCCCGGGGGUCCUGGGGUGACCUUUCUAGGGACCGAUAAAUCAUUUGCCCAAGGCCACCCUCCCCUGCUGGAAAAAUACUUGAUAGAAGGCAAUUGUUCUUCCUAGCCAAUCACUAUGGCCUGUUAUAAAGAGAUUAUUUUCCUCUCGAACUAUAUUCAGCUCCUGGCGCUGGUCCUCAGAAAGUUUAUCAAACAUCAAUAGGGCAAGGUUAUAAGGGCAAAGGAAAGAACAACGAAGGACGAUUUACAAAACUUAAAACGAGCAAAAAAUAUGGUGAAUUUUGGCUCUUACCGAGGCAUUUGUACAACAGGACCAAAUUCAAAGAGAGGUGUAUCACGAUGAUUCACAUAUUUAACCGAUAGAGCGUUCACUUGUAUUGACAAGAAGUUGGCGUUUCACUGCCGCAUUAAUCGCUAAAUAUGUUAAUCGCGCUAGUUCUUUGUUUACUAGUGCACGUGCCUUUCACAUUCGUCUCAGUUAUCGCAAUUCAUAUUCUGUCGCAAUUUUCUGUAUAAUUUUUGACAUUAGUUUGUAAGCUUCACCGUUUAUUUACGAUAGUUUCGCUCGAGAGUUCACAGCAACAGUAUCUCAGUCAUCAUCUACCUUUUGUUCAACCUUGUUUUUAGCCCGCCUUGUAAGCAUUUCGCGUUGUUAUUUCAUUAGUUUCAUUACUGUUAUUUGCAUUCCUUAGUAAAAGAAAUGGGACGCCUUGUAACUCCGCAGACUCUCCUGAUUAUAUUACUUUUUUUUAGCCAUUUAAAUUCAGGCGCGUGUGCGGGGUUUGCUCUGGCAAAUGGUGAUUGGCUAGGAAGAACAAUUGCCUUCUAUCAAGUAUUUUUCCAGCAGGGGAGGGUGGCCUUGGGCAAAUGAUGUAUCGGUCCCUAGAAAGGUCACCCCAGGACCCCCGGGAUGGAAUUUUUUUGUACAGUGCCCAGGCCUCAUUUUCUUGGCCGCGCGUUGAUCUGGCCCGGCUGCUUCGGCGAGCGUAUUCUCGGUGUGUUUGGAUUAUAUUCUUCGAGUUUGUCCAAGUCUGUGGGAUUCGUUUCUCUAUCUGGGAAAGCUUCAUUGGUUUCCAUAUCUGUUGCUAUCCUAUUUCUACGAUCCUGGCAUGUUUAUUUUCCGUUGGAGUUCGAAUUUCGUGGAAAAAGUUGUGUUGAAUGAGAGCAUGUCGGCGAAAAUGGCACCUCGUGUUUCCUACCUUGUAUAUUAUUAUUGUAGAUAGAGUGAAUUUGAACAAAUUACUGCAAAUUAUCACGAAACUUCGUUGGAGCAAUAAGGACAACAACAAUUAACUGCAGAGUAAGUUUCAUUGAUCUUUAUUUAGUAUUUCCUAGAAAUUUUAGGAUGAUAUUUUUACCCCAUACAAACACUGUAAUUUUACUGGAACCGUACUGUGGUACUAUCACAGAGCCUGGGUUACCUGUGCUUAUAAAUAGUCGUGGACUGUGAUUUCGUGGGACACUGAUUUAAUAAAAUUUAUUCUUCCUUGUGUAAAUCAACUGAGACAUCAUAGCAAACUGCAACCUUGAGAUUCAAGUUGAUGAUAUUUUACAAAUUAGGAAUUAGCGAUCAGAUAAAAUGUGCAAAAAAGAGUUAAUAUUUGUGUUGUUCACAAACAGUAAACGACAAGCAAAAGGAAAAGGUGGUCACAUUAUCGUUGCAGUAAACAAGACUCUAAAUCCCUUUAGUGACGAGACUAAAACACGUGACUUGCAAGGCGCUAUCGACAUCUGCAACCCGAGAGCUUCAAUAGCCUCAUGUAUGUCAUGUCCUUUAUACGAGUUGAUUUCCCACGGGCUGAAGUGAAUCUAGUCUUUGUCAACUCGGACUAACUUACUCAUGAUCUAAAGCUUUUUGCGCCGAAAAUCAAAGUGUCAACGCUGUGUAAAACACCACAUUUCGAGGCUGUAAAAGACAAAAAUAAUUUACCAAAGACACCUUUCAAGUGUUCAUUCUUCAAACUCAGAAUCAUCAAUUUUAAGAACCAAACCAAGCUCGUUUGACCAAUUAGACUAUCCCGCCUAUCCGUGUGAUAAACCAGAUGUUAAACCCAAGCAAGUACGAAUUUAAUUGUAAACAAUUCUAUACCUAUUUUUACAGUGUUGACUGAAAAUCGAGUUUUGAGUGUUCAACAGUGUUCAACUCAAAGUACACAUCACAUAUACGAAAGCUGGAGGUAACACAAUCAACUUAAAGGGGGUGGGAAAAAGAAACUUUAGUCAAAAUCAUUUAUUACUGGGAAUCUAUUUUCAGGGUUUCUUCAUGAACAUUACAAAAAUGUAUUUGUUACCUUGGAAAACUUUUGAGGGUUGAUCAACUGUAUAUUUUGCAAAAUGCCCCGAGUGAAGGCUUUCAUGAGAUUGAAAGUAUAAAAGCGUACCCUGUAAAAGAAGCUGAAGAUCGAGGGUAAGUAAAAUCGCAUUGAGGCUGAAAACCUAUGAAGCCUUGGUUAAUGGCCUUGUGUUUGAUUAUGCAACCUCUCUUUCUAUUUUCUAGCUGCUUAACUUAUAUAUGCCAGUAUAGUAUCCGUAUGACGUACUCAACAACUGUACUAAUAAGCAAGAAAUUGGCAAGAAUCAAAGAAGGAGGGCUAACGCAAAAUUACCUCAGUUAAAGGGACAGGUUCACGGUUAAGCGCAUGCUCAUUAAUUAAAUUACGUUUUGCCAAUUUAUUAUUAAUUCUAUCGGUUAAUAAUCCCACUCACAUGUACCUCAGCGGUCUCAGAGUGUAUUUCAAAGUAGAAGUGUAUUUCAGAGUAACCUGAAGUAGGAUGGAGGAAUUCCAAAAUCGCAGAAAAAAUCAGUGGAUUAUGCCAACACUACCAACGUUGACUUUAUUGUUGACCCGACGGUUUUAUUCCAUGGUUGAUUAAUUUACAGCUAUUUGCAAAUAUUUAAAGGGACUGGUUCACGAUAAUGCGCAUGUGUGAGUUCUGACAGUAGCUGAUUGUUUUUCAACCAAUCGGAAGCGAGUUAGAUGCACGCAAGUAAAUUUACAAAAUUCAAAUUAAUUGUUCGCGACGCAAGAGUAUUUCCGGGCAUUUGGUUUGAUUUUAUUUAUCCCCAUAAUUCAACUUUAUUCUUUGCUACUCCUCAGAUAUAUGUUGCAGCCGAUAAGAAUAAGAUUUACAGCCCUGUCCUGCUUUGAAACAAACAUUUACCAACGUGUAUUUUUACGAGGUCGUACCCACGCUAACAAAACAGUGACCGAUCGGCAAACAAAAUUUGUAAACAAACAUCUUAUUACUGUUCUCUCAGUUCGCCUUAUAUAAACCCAGAAAUACCUACAAAUAGCGCCGGACCGGUGACAAAAACACACAACGUAUGAGUAUAAAGAUUAUCCUUAAAUGAGCAUAAAUUUCAAUUGCUUAUCAGCAAAUAAACAAAUUCAUUCGCGUUGCAUCGGGUCAGUGUUCCGCAAAACAAAUGUUAUCGAGUAGCACACAUAAAGAAACUAGAUUAUGAACAGAAUAUUCAGGCAAUAAUUUAUUUUAAAAACAUCAAUUAUUAAACAUAUACGAUCAUAAAGCAAAGAUACAAGGAACAUUUCAAGUGUACCAGAUCGGUGAAGAUCGCGCGGCCUGUUGCGGUAUAACUACAGGUCGGAGUCAAAAAUCAAAUCAAAGUUGAACGAACUCAUGCCUUUAACCACUUUCCAAGUGUCGUGUAUUCUUUUCGUAUGCCACACACUACUCCUAGAACCAUACCAGAUCGAUAGGCUAAGCUUCUCUAUCUCCAGAGACUCUUGAGAACGUCCUGUUGCCGGACGGCCACGAUGCUCUUCUCAACCUCCAUGAUCAAAACAUUAUUUUUUGCGUCUUCUUAAAACGUAACCAGUCAAACGACACAACCACACGUUAAUCACCACUACCGAAGUAUAACUAGACCAGCCAAAGCGACGGAUGUCUGAAUAAAACGAAGGAUUUUCAAUGAUUGUACCGGUAAUGGCGAUUUCGAAUUUAGUGUUGACCCAACAAAUUUAUUCUGAAGAGACAAACGGCGCGCAUGCGCAUUAUCAUGAACCGGUCCCUUUAAGGCGAUCAAGUGCAAGUGACUGCCUGGGGAGUGUGCAGAUUGGUUCAUUACGACAUGAUCAUAUUGCUUGCAUACACGAUACAGAAUGCCCCGGCAACAAAACAGCAUUUUGAAAAAUGAGAAUGCGCUGAACCGUGAACCUCUCCCUUUAAUAGCAAGGCUACAAAAUAUAGCCUGGAAAAAGUUCCAAUCUGCGGGCUCAACUUCCAUAAAAAAGUGAGGUAAAUCUCCUGUCUGAAUUUCACAAGCAUAGCUCAAGUAGGUUGAAAAUCAGCUAAUUUUGUUUCUCUUCCGUUUGUAAAUUAUCUCAACUUGACUUUCGUGAUUGCUAUUUAAUUACGUGGUCUGUAAUCACGUAAUCAUCAAUAGCCAUUUCUGUACGUUCUGUAUGUAACAGAUAGACAUACUUUAUGUGCUGUAAACAAUAAACAUAACACGAUUACCAUCAUGCAGUUUUUGCUCACCUAAGUUGCUUAUUUUACAUUAAACCAUCUAAGUUUGUGUAUGGCCAAAUCACAGUUGGGACGCUGAUACUUCGUAAAACCUCAUUCGUAAAACAUAAAAAAAAAUAGCAACAACAAGUUCGUUUAAAACACCAAAAAGAUUUAAAAGUUCAUUGUAAUUGUGCGUUUAACUUGAUUUUACUAAGUGGCAAACAUAAUCGAAACACUCUGGCAAUGAAUUUAAGGCAGCACUAGGAAAAUAUUUAGCACUGAAUUAAAGAACCAGUGAUUUGACUUAUACCGAGAAAUUAUACCUAAGCGUCUUUAAUAGAGACCUUAAGCACCAGGACGGGAGACACGAAGACGGCGUACCGGAAGAAACUGAUAUAAGCCUAAAUGGAGAGUGCAUUAAGCAUACGGACACGUUUAAGUACCCACCUGCACAGUCAGAUAUUGAGGAGUUAAAAUAACCCCAGAAAAGGAGUUAUCCUGUACCUAAAAUUUUUACUCCAUUUUUGGAGUUAUAAUAAGUCCCUAAAAUUACGGUGUGGGUGUUGUUCUUGAUGACACCCUUUCCUUCAAUAACCAUGUGGACUACAUGAGGAUGAAGGUAUCUAAGAUACUCGGAAUGUUUUCUAGACAAGGACAAGGAAACAGUGACAAGAUUGAACGACUACAAAGACGAGGAUCGUCUACUUCAAAGCUGUCUCAAAACUGUCAGCUGAUAAAAUUAUGACCAAACUGGGCUUGGAACCUCUCUAUUACAGAAGACGGACACACAUUUUAAGACUUUUUAAUGAGUGCAUUGCAAAUAGGGUUCCCAGAUACCCUUUUAAUCAUUUUAAUGUAAGAAACCGUGCGUGACAUUCACCGCCACCGUAAGAAAAAGUUAACUUAGAAUGCUCCAAGUGCGCUUUUUUCUACAAAGGUACAAAAAUUAAAUUUUUAAUAAUUCUUAGAAUUUAUAACUGUUCGAAUCUUCAUUUUAAUGUAACUAUUUUAUACUACUGUAAUUUGUUUUUAUCCGUAUCUUUAUUUAUUUUAAUUUAUUUUUUAUUAUUAUUUUUGUUUUUUUCAUUUUUAUCUUUUUUCUUUUAAAUUUUUUACAGGACCUGCAUUGAUAGCAGUUUUUCGUAAAACUGAUGCAGCUAUCCUCUAUAAAUAUGUUUAAAUUAUUAUUAUUAUUAUGAUUAUUAUUAUUAAGUCCAUUUUCUGGUUCAGUCAGGCGCAGAACGAAAGAAGUUGUCUGCAACCUCCCGGCGUCCUCACAACGCCAUUUUCACUGUUUUCACGUUGUGCGGGCAACGUCGCUUUCCAUGCCAAACGUUUUCGUUUUGUACUUCGACUUACCACAAUUGCCUUGUACCAAUGGAUGUGAAAAACACCAGAGGAUGCUUAGGAAAAUAAAAAAUAUAAAGUGAAGCGGCGAGGUCAAUAUUCCUAAAGCCAAUAUUCGCCGAGAUUGAAAACAACAAUUUUUUUUUAGUAUAUACACACUCAGUGAUCUUGGUCAUUUAAACAAUCUGAUUGGUUCGCUAUCUCGGACUAUUCAACAAUAUUCACCGCCUAGCGAGUGGAUAAUGUGUGAGCUCGGUGUUUUUCCCAUUCUUUUUAGAGAACGAUCUUUUAAAAGUCGACAAAAUCCUAGCACUGGCGUUUUUUUGAGGCAAGAAAAGACUUGGACGGAUUCAAUACGGCGUUUUUCAAUUUACUGUAGGUGAGUUUUGUGCUGGAUGGAUUGUUUACAACUCCCGUGUAUUCGCGUAGAAGAAGCCGUGCGGUUUCGUGAACUCAGCGUUUUCUAACAAGAAAAUUUUGGCUCAGAAAUCGAAGUUUAUUAAUGACAAACAAAUUUAAAAGGAAAUGUUUGCAGAAAUUCUACCUUUCAAGUAAACAGGCAAAAGAAUGACACAGGACAGACUGACAGGAAGACGACGUCUUACCUCGAGCAACCGAGCCGGCCAUUUUUGUCAGCACUUCAUGCGAAGAAGGACACAACAAGCCCUUUUGGCUAUAAACUUGGCGAGUCAACAGAAAACAACAAAGCUCCACUUUUCUUCUCAGGUAAGGAAACAGUUCAAACUUUUAGCGGUUCUAUUUAAGCCAUUACGCUGUUGUUUGCGAAAUGAUAAACUUGUGAAUUGCCAUGUUUGAAAAUUCUGCAAAGAUCUAGCUAUUCACCUUGGUUUCAAAGAAUAAUUGUUGAUUAGUAUAUACCAGAAACUCAUAAGGGGUUUAAACGUGUGCUGGCGUUCAAUGCUCAUGAAUAUUCACUUUUACCAUAUUUGGAAACCUUAGUGGCAGAUAUCCAUUUUAAACAAAUGGCUGCCACUUGAUUACCAUGCAGAUGUUUUAAGACAAGAGUUCUGCAUUUCAAGGUUAAAAAUACACCGUUAAAAGACAAAAAAUGGAAAGAGAAAGAUCCAUAGAAUGCUCAGCUUUCUUUUUUUGGAGGGAGGCAGGGUGGCCGAGUGGUCAGCGCGUCGGACUCGCAAUCCGGCGGUCCCGGGUUCGAGUCCCGCUCUGGCCACUUGCCGGAUUUGUGCUUGGUCGUCCCGAGUUCAAAUUCUCGGCCACGCUUGUAAAUAGCCAACUGGUUGCCUUCUGCCAGUUGGGGUUUUUAAUCCUGUUAUGUUGUAUUUGAAUUAUUUGUUUCUAAAUAUUUGAGUGGAGUGCCUGUAAAUUAGCUGACUAGCUAAGAGCACCUUCCACUAUAAACAUGCCUUUAACCUUAACCUUUAACCUUUCAUCAAGAAAUCGUCCUUCAAGGAAUUCAACCUUUCAAACCUUGUUUUCUUCACGACGGAGCGCAUGGUCUGUUUUGAAAUGCAACCAAGGCAGUGAAGUUUUUCAGGUACAUUUUGCACUCUAUGGCCAAGACAAUUACGUUUUUGAAAGGGAAUUUAUGUAUUUUUAAAUGUUUCAUAGACGUUUUAUAAAUAUUUCUCUUCGGCGAUAGAGAAAAAUUACAAAAUGUGCCCCGAAUUGAGAUGCAUUUUGUGUUGAAUGUUGCCAUGUGCUCAGCCGAUUUCACUUGCGUGAACGGAUCCACGAUCCAGAUAGUGUUUUCCGAAUUGCUUUUAAGGAUUAACUUUUCUUCUCUGUCUAUUGUUUUGAGUUUGUUCAUUCAUAAAAUUAGCUCAAAACACGAUCGUGACUACAACAUCCAAGCUGAAUUAAAGCUUAAAUGCUUCUCACAUUCAUUAAACGCGUCACCUUUUGCGAAGAUGCCAGGCUCAGGUUUUGGACACUUUUCGACACGCAGCUAAUGAAUUUUAUUCGAAAGUAUUUUUUACUGUUAUUAUAGACUUUUAAUAUAAGAAUUAUAAAAGCCUAUUUGCAGUAUAAGUUCACUGUGCAGAGGGUCAACGAAGCAUCGUUUUUUGAAGUGACAACUUCAUGAAGUUGCAAGGACGUCAAUGGGUUUCAUAAUGUUAUGUUUGGGCCGGGUGGUAAGGCAAUAAUAUCCUGCUCAGUGUUUCGGUAAGAUUCCUGGUUUCAACCUUUAAAAGCUUUCUCGGCGUUCGGGAGUUUUUUCCCCGUUUGUCGGCCAUUUUUUUCAAGCGGGCGCGGGAACAUGAAGUAAAACUACGUCACGUUGUUUACGAUGUUUGAUUGGUCAGUUAUCUCUUCUUCUUGUUCCAAACAUGGUACUUUCGAAAAUGAAUAAUCACGAGCAUCGGACAAAGCAAACAUAUGAGAGUUACACGUUUCAACCCCUUAUGAGUUUCUGUAUAUACUAAAACAGUGGAUAGUGUUUUUCGCGCGCUUUGAUUAGCUACUCAAUCAGUGAAUAUCCUGCACUAUAUAUUCACUGAUUCACCUCCAGUUCCUCACGUACGUUGCGAGCAACAUGCCUUCUUGGUUUGCUGCUGUAACAAACAAAGAAAUUUUACAACUAAUCAAGCAAGCUGUUCCCGAAAUACACGAAGAAAGUGACGAAGUUCGGUUUGGAAGUUUUAUCAGGUAGAUCUUUGUCUUUUUGACUCGAAUGUAUCGAUAAGGCCGGUGAAAAAGUUUUUUGUUUGCAAAUACAAAUUAAGCUUUAGUCUUGAGUUACUUUAUUUAGUUGACUUGUUCAUAAAUAAGCUUAAAACUAAAUUUAAUAAUCUUAUUUUACAGAAUGACUUUAAAUACAAAAAGAAUUCACAACUCCUUUUGAAGAAAUUUCCUCGCAAGAGCUAAACAAAUGCCUUCAAAAGUUUUAUUUGUCAGCAAGGAAAAGCGACGGCCGCGGCCGUUCGGUCAUUACGCGCCAAAAUUGUGCUCAAUUAUCUAAAUUAUCUAAUUUACAAUUAUUCACCUUAGUGUCGGUGGCUAGUGGUGGGUAUUUACAUCGCUGCUUCGCCGCAUCGUUGUCUCACUGGCCACCUCCACUUCGGUGAAUAAUUGUUAUUUAUUUAGUAUAUAUGCACACCAAGUGAUCUCAACAAAAUCAGAGAUGAAAGCAUUAAAAGUACGAUUUGAUUGACGGAUCAAAUCACGCGAAAGUGUAAAAAUCGAUCUUGUCAGAAUUUUCAGUUCACAAGUUUAUCACUUCGCAAACAACAGUAUUAUGGCUUAAAUGAAAUCCUUAAGAGUUGGAAUUGUUUCCUCACCUGAGAAGAAAAGUAGAGCUUAUAGGGUAAUCUUUGUAUAAACAAUUUCAAGAAAAUACUUGAAACUGAAGACACCAUCUAAUAUAAAAUUACUAAUACGGUAUUGCUAUUAGAAUUUUAUUGAUGACACUCCAACGAUAUUUCAAUGAAGUUUUAGGUUUUUCUGAUGUUAAAAAUAGCUUGUACUGACAGACCCAGUAUAUGUGAAGCAAAAUGAUUGGAACAUCAACCACUGGCUUUUACUAAAUUAGCCCUUUCCUUUGUAUUUACGCCCAUAAGUAUUUGGUGUGGUGUUCAAACAAACGUACGAAACGAAUUACAGCGAAGUAGAAAAUAGUUUAAUGAACAUUCAGACAUAUGACUGUUGAAAGACUUAUACUAACAUAGUGUGCUCGUGGCAUAUAUCUUGGAAGAGAGUCUUAAUACCACUAUUAGUGGAAAAAGAUAAGAGAUGGAGCAGGCUGGUCGCUCGAAAAUUCACGUCCUGUGUGAUACAGGAGUAUUAUUAUUAAGGAGUAUUGAACUUGCCGAGAUGCCGAAUCACGAUAUAAAGUGAAGUCACCCAUGAACUGUUCAUACAUCACGUCUCCUGAUGUCACAAACUUCCAUUGAAAAAGUUCAUGAAAACCUUUUCUUGAUGUUUGGACGCGGGAAAACUUAAAACCGAGCAAAAACUCAUCGUCCUUUCAUGUCUGCAUCCACCGCCGUAUUUUUUUUGAAAGAAAAUUUGCACUUAGUCUUACUCGACCAAUUUUGCUAACUGGCGCGAUCAUGUAAUCUCGAUUCCAGACCUCGCUGCCAGAAACCCCACUCCUCGGCAUUCAUCAGGCCAGAGCUUUUCCACUUUUGGAAAUGAUAUGAUCCGCGAAUUACCCAAUCACGGUGCAAAUUUGGAGUCACUUGACGCGAGGCUUGUUUUCCUGAAAUUUAUGCAUGACAUUUAUUCGAGAGUCGAGAUUAGUCAACCAUAUUACGUAACAAAAACAUACUGACCUGAAAAGUUAUGAACCCUUUCAUCACUUGUUGGGAUGGACCAUUUGCAGGAGAAGAGAAAAGUGUAUUUGAUAUCUGUUUGCAUGGACUAAAUAACGACAGAGCGCGCGGUCCGAUCGAUCUCCGGAGCUUCUGGUACUUUCCAUGUGGAGUUACAGAAGUAAUUCACCCUUGCCUCGGUUUCCAGGAAGGAAAUCAUGGUUCGGUCUAGGAAAGCGAACUUUGUGAAGACAAUAGUCUAAUGAUAUUUUCUAUUGUUCGGGACAAACUGUUUGCAGAAACAGGAACAUAAUUUUGAUUUCAUUUAGCGAGGAUUUUGGUCGCGGCGAAGCCAAGUGAAUAUUUAUUCUAGGCCCACUGCAGCUGCAUGACAAAACUGAGCAGAGAUUUAUCACAUUCACGGACAUAAAAUCAUUUAGUCUUCCGAUCCAGGCUUUUCAGAGAAAUCUAAAGAAACUUAAACCUUUUUUUACGGUUAUCUGGCUGCAAUAAAAAAUUAUAUCCCUCUAAAAGACGUCAACAAGGAAAAUGCGGAAACUCUGCAUCAGAGGUCAAAUCCUGUCAGUAUUUAAACUGACAGGAAUGAAUCAGAAAAUCAACCCAGCCGGCCAUGACCUCUCAAUGUGUGACGCCUGGCAAAAGUAUUAAGAAAUGUCAAAUUCACGUAUGAACAAUUGGUAUUUUAACAUAAGCCAAAGGUAAUGGUCUAAAGACGCCUUGAUCAGGUUAAUCAUGCUGUCACGUCAUGCUACUGUUUCGCACAUUUCCAAAAGUGGAAAAGCUCUGGAUUGUUAACGACGUUCUGUUGUUAAUCACUUUAGCAUCUGAAAUAAACUUAAAUGUACAGUAAAUAUACCUUCAAACACACCUGAAACCUUAAACAACACUGAAAGCCAAAAUACGGUUAAGCGAUACAGGUUUUGUGAGGUGGAGGGUCACACUUAAUGACCACUCAAGACAUGUAUUUGCAACAGAUUGUACCUUCAUUUUUAUUUUUAGUGUUAUUUUUAUUUCCCCCCAUUUCUUAUUGAUUGGCUGCAAUAGGUUAUCAUCUUGACAUGAGAACCUGUAGAGAGGCAAGAUAUUAAAAGUGGAACUGAUUGUGUCCCCUUCCAAUUAAACAACAUUUUUUUGCCAUGAUAAAAGAGAAAACGUACUGCAAAGAGGUUAAGCGAGAAAACUUAAAAGCAAUAUUAAUGGCACAAAGGUUGAUCUGGCAGCCACAAAUAGCUACUUACUAAUUUUAACAAGCUUCGGCUAUAUAUCAUGGCAAAAUCAUAGAGCAAGCUGCACUUAUUAUUAAUAGAACGGAAAACGAAAACGAAAACUGAGAAAACGAAUUAGUAGACACCAUUGCGUCAAAAAAUUUGGACUUGAUUUAUUUGGUUUUCCACGCUGUUACUAAGGAGAAUGUUUUGUUUUUAAUAUUAGUACUUCCGACACAGUAACUGAACGCUUUUGCCGAAGCAGAAAACAGAGAGACAUAGACAGGGAAAUCGGGAGAAAUGACUAUUGUUCUCGUGACAUUUACUUACAGUCAGUCAAAGCUUCUAGGCCUACAGUCAUUAGUAUGCUAAAAUGCUCAACAGGAGUCUACUUUAUUGGCUACCAUGAAAGCGCGGCAUUCCACGAGUUAAACUAACAGUAACCAAAUCUCCCUUGACUAUUGUUUUCCCUUCAAAACACAUCUAGCAUCCGAUUACUUUGGAACGUGAUUUAUAAACUCUUAUAAGUCUAGGAAGCGUUGACAUGAUUAACACGCCGAAAGGAUAUACAAGUAGCAUUAAAAUUUAAGUGGCCCACCGACCGGUUCCUCUGAUAGAGAAGUGAAAGUAGUGGUGGGGGUGGUAAAAGGGCAGAGAAGGGACUAAUUCAUCUCUGUGGAGAUCAUAAAAUAGUUAGCAAAUGGGCUAAGGUUUACAUAAUGAGGAGUAAUAUGCUCACGAAUAAUACGCCCUACUCCCACAAUACGGAGCCAAAGGAGUACACAGUGCAUGAUAUAUACCUUUACUAUAAAUAUCUUGUUAUUUUUCCUUUCUUGUUUUGCCAUCACUCAGUAUUUAUCAAGGUCCUUAGGGCAACAUUUAAAUACUACGAGUACUUUGAUAUUGGAGCGCCUAAAUGAGCUCUUUACAUCCCAGGUUGGCGAGGAUCAAUAGGUAAAACAUACGCCUGAUUAGCAAGCAAUAUGGCAUUAGAAGGGUUUAAAACCCCUUAAGUACAAAGGCACAAAUGAUAUCCCUCUGAGUAGCACAGUGGUUCGUACUGCUCAAUCAAGCACCAUAAAGGUGUCAUGAAGGCUCUUGUUGUGAUAGCUUUAGUUGGCUGUUUCCUUGGUGCUUUGAUGCAGGCCAUUGUGUCCCACGAGCCUUUUAAAACGUCCAAAAAUCCUGAAAAUGAUGAACGAGAAUCUGACUCUUCUGAUGAGACAGGUGGCGAAGAUGGGUUAGCUGACAAAGACGAAGAAAACUUUGACAAAACUGUGGAAGUUGUUGAGAAUAUCGUGGAUGAUCCUGAAAGGUGAUUAAUUUUUGUGCAGAGGUGCCUGGUUAUCGGAUCUCAAUUCAAGGAAAGCUAUUAUUAUUUACAGUCAGAUAAGUUCACGUUUUACUGCCUCAGUUGCAUUUUACCGUCAUAUUUAUCUUAAACCUGAAAAGGUAAAAAAAAUAUAGGUUUUGUUUUAAUGGCCAGUAAGUUGACGGCCCUCGGAGAGACCUGCAAAAUAAAAUGAAGGCAAAUUUGUACGUGGAACGAAAACAAAAUUAUAAAGCAAUGAGUUCGAUAGUAUUCAAGUGCUUAUUUUGAGGUUACGUAGGACGCAAAAUGAGUUUUGCACCAAAACGAGGCCCUGCAACGCAGAACGUGAAAGAACCUCCCAAACGUAUGAAAAAAAAAUUGAGUCUCCGGCUUGUAUAUGGGUGUACUUUUACAAGUUCAGUCGUUCCCCAUGUGGGCAGACCUGUACUGAAGUGAGAGCUCUGCAGAGACUCUACUUCAGUGGCCCAUCUCCCAGUGAGGGGGUAGAGGAUGGGAGCCAUUGUCGUUUUAGGUCAAUUCUGUGCUGAAAUCAUUACUUAGUACCGUUAUUUGCUCCUGUAGAGUUAUGAUGAAGAUAUCAAACAAAUUUCACGUUAACCAUAAUUAUCUUUUGGGUGAUUUAUGCAGGCAUAGCAAUAAAACUUAAAAAUAUUCGCCCAACUUCAACUUUUUCAAAUGUCCAAACAGCUUCAAUGCCUAAAGAUGGUCUUGAAUAAAAAACUGGACCAUUAUUUUUGGAAUUUAAUUGAUCGGACAAGCGUUUUAGCUUUUUAAAACGAUAGGAAAUAACGUAGCAUUACCCCUUUAAGGCUGUUUGUCGCUCCAUGUAUGGGAAUCCAAGACAGUCGUCUUGGAUUCUCAGGAUCCCAUUCCAUGGAUUCCGGACACAGGGUGCUGGAUUCGAGUCUUUGUCAGUGGAACUUACAUUCUGGAUUCCAAUCUUUAGUAGGAUUCUGGAUUCCCUGAGCUGUAUUCCGGAUUCCAAAGCCCGGGAUUCCGGAUUCUACAAACAAUAAUUUCCCAGAUUCCGGAAUCCGGAUUCCCUUGCAUGGAGCGACUGUUUGUAAUUUGUGUUUAUUGAUCGUCAAUUGAAACAAUAAAUGAGGCAAUCUCUUUGAGGUUAUCAAUUGUUUUCAGUGUGAGUUCCCUUCCUCAAGAUGUAACAGAUCCACUUAAAUGUGACGGAAAUUUGGCAGACAACAACUACGAAGAAGCUGAGGAUGAUGAAAAUGAAGAGAAAGCUGCUAGCAACAGUGAUGAUGUGGACGUCGAAGAAAGUGAUAAAAACCUGGUAAAGCAC
Molecule: messenger RNA, 21722 nt
Organism: Porites lobata
Lineage: Eukaryota; Metazoa; Cnidaria; Anthozoa; Scleractinia; Poritidae
Source: the annotation of a GenBank genome assembly